Messenger RNA from Fraxinus pennsylvanica, 522 nucleotides. Lineage: Eukaryota; Viridiplantae; Streptophyta; Magnoliopsida; Lamiales; Oleaceae. The record is from the annotation of a GenBank genome assembly.
AUGCUCAGCCACGCUAGACCAAUCACAAAUUCAAUAAGCGAGCCGCCUCUACCGCUCGUCGUUCUUCUGUUCCUUCUCUUCUUUCUCCUGGCACUCACGUCGUUGUCGUCCGCCAUCGUAACUCAGUCGAAGCCUCCUGAGACUCUGCCCUCGGAGCAGCCCACCUCAAGGCGGAGAGGCGCUAGCCACAAGCGAAAAUCGACCUCCAUUAACAGUGGCGGUGGUUCAACUACUCAAGCCAUUUCAUCCAAGCGCCAGGCCAGAGAGAAGACAUUUCCGGUGCCAUUUCUUCUGAUCCACCACAAUGGACCAUUCACUAGGGCGCGGGUGCAGCCGAACAACAAUGGUGUGUCGGUGGUGGAGCCAACAGAGCGAGUUCGCAUAGAAACCUCAGUUAAGAAAGAGGAUUCGAUUGAAGUGAUCGAAAAUUGGGAAGCUUUUGAGGCGAAGAUUGAGGAUGAUUAUGUCGGCAUUAGAUCGACAGAUGCAAAUGUCCAUGUGGUGCCUACUCAUGCUGGUUAG